AUGCUCUCCACGCGCCCUCCGUCCCUCCUCAAGCGCCUGUGGCUCUCGACCCUCCGUCCCCGCGCGGAACCGCUCGCCGCCAGACCAAGAAUCAUGUCCGCUCCAGCGGCGCCUGCGUCGACCGAGGCCGCUGGUGGCCGCACUGCGGUCCGCAUCCCUGGCCCUGUGGAGACGGCCAUUCAGUCAAAGCUCAUCGAGGCCUUCCAACCCCAGCUUAUUCGCGUCUCGAACGACUCGUCAAAACACGCGCACCACGCCGCCAUGCGCGCACAGGGUGGAGGCAAUGGCGAGACCCACUUCGCCGUCGCGAUCGUGUCCGAGGCCUUCAAGGGGCAGACCCAGAUUGCCCGCCACCGCAAGGUCAAUGGCCUCCUGAAGGACGAGUUUGAUGCGGGCCUCCAUGCCCUCUCCCUUCGCCUCAAGACACCCGAGGAGUGGGAACGUGAUGAAGCUGCUGCGGCGGCGGCAUAG
Molecule: messenger RNA, 471 nt
Organism: Vanrija pseudolonga
Lineage: Eukaryota; Fungi; Basidiomycota; Tremellomycetes; Trichosporonales; Trichosporonaceae
Gene: uvi31
Product: UV-induced protein uvi31
Exons: 3
Coding region: 1-471 (156 amino acids)
Biological process (GO): [4Fe-4S] cluster assembly
Cellular component (GO): mitochondrial matrix
Source: RefSeq, a predicted model, not a curated record